UAACCUGCUUAAACUUGACGGAAACAAGUGUUCAUUCUGAUGCUUUUGCAGAAGGCCAGGCUUCUGCUCGAGCAGGAUCCAGAAGAUGGCUGCCUCUUUCAAGGAGAUUCCUGCAGAACUGCAUGAAAGCAUCACCAAUUUAUUAGGGACACAUGACGUUAUCCUGCUGGAUGCUCAACUCCACAUCAAAUCCAAAGUUGAAAAUAUUGUUCUGGUUUUGAUGCCCUGGCGAGCCCUAGUGGUGCUGGCGAAACUCCCGGUCAAGGUACAAGUUAGCUUCAGCUUCUUAGGUGUGCAGAUCAUCACGAUAGGAGGAGAUAACCGGGUUGUCGUGGAGACAGAUAAAUCUUCUUUUGAAUUUGAGUUCUUGUCAUUGGAUGAUUUGGAGCAUAUGGUCAUCCACGUAGUCACAUCUCUGAAGAAGAUCUUUCCAAUUUCUUCACCUGGAAACCUACUCCAAAAUGCCUCCCCCAUCUUGCUCGACAGAAUAAAAGCGAUAAUAGAUUCCUUGGAAGAAUUACUAAAGGAAAAUCAAGACCCAUGUGGUGGGUUUUCAGAGACAUACUCUGCUCUCUGUGAUUACAUUGGCCUCCCUUUCCAAGAGGAGAUCCAGUGGGAUGUGGAUAAUAUUUAUCACAACCAGGAAUGCAGGGAGUUCAACCUGCUGGAUUUCAACCACCUCCACAGCCAAGAUGUGGCUGUUAGUGUGACUAGCCUGUCAUUGAAUCAGUGGUUCACAAGGCUGUGCUGCAAGGACUUCAAACUGAAUUUGGAUAUUCUGGAUCAGAUUCUCCAUGUUCUCAGCAAAUCAGUGACUCUGGAAGAGCUGGUGUUGGAAAACUGUGGCUUGAAGUUUGAUUUUGCUCAACGGAUGGCCCAGGUGCUUCACAAUAAUCCAAACAAUACCUUAAACGUGCUUAAUUUUUCUGGAAACCUGCUUGAGGACCGAGGUAUAAUUGCUCUGAGCCAGAACUUAGAGCAAAGCAUCAAGGGCUUCCAAAGCUUGAACUUUGCUAGGACCUCCUUGACUCCAAAAGGAAUGUUGGCCCUUUGCCAAUCUCUAGGCUCCAAUAGACUAUACAGAACUACUCUGUACCACUUGGACCUUUCUGGGAACCCAGGGAGCCUGGCCACUGAAGGUGCAGACGGCUUGUUUUCUUUCCUGAGUCAGCCAAAUGUUUUAGGUCACCUUGACCUCUCUGGGACAGCCUGCGCUUUGGAUGUGCUUUUUGAUGCCUUGGGUGCUGGUUGCUGUGAAAGCCUAAUCCACCUGAACUUAUCCAAGAACAUUUAUACACACAAAAAGAACAGUGAUGUUCCUGUUGGAAUCAGCAAUUUCUUCAGCAAAGCCUCUGCUCUCCAACAUGUUUCAUUGGCUGGAACCAAGUUACCAACAGAGGCUUUGAGAGCUUUGCUGCAGGCCUUGGCAUAUAACCACCAAUUGAGUGGUCUGCACCUGGACCUCAGUAGCUGUGAGCUGAAAUCAGCAGGUGCCCAGGUGAUCCAGGAUCUUGUUUCAGAUGCCAGCUCAAUCAAGGAGUUGAAUUUAUCCGACAAUGGCUUUGAUUCUGACAUGGUGACACUGGUGCUGGCCAUCGGUAGAAGCAGAUCCAUCAAGCAUGUUGCACUAGGAAAAAACUUUAAUAUCCGGUCCAGGGAGACCCUAGCUGAUGCUUUGCACCGAAUUGUUCAGCUAACUCAAGAUGAUGACUGUUCUGUCGAAUCCCUGUCAGUGGCAGAAUCUCGCCUGAAAUUGGGAACCAGCGUUAUCCUAGAUGGUUUGAGAAGCAGGAGCAGUUGUCUUGUCAUGCUGGAUAUCAGUGGUAAUGCUAUGGGAGACGUGGGUGCCAAAAUACUGGCAAAAGCUUUGUCAGUGAACACAACGCUCAGGACGUUAAUUUGGGACAGGAACAACACAACAUUGUGUGGAUUCCUUGAUGUUACUCGUGCCUUGCUAAGGAAUUUUACUCUAAAAGCUAUGCCCUUGCCCAUAACUGAUGUGGCCCAGGCUCAUCGAAGCCAUCCAGAGAAAAUGGAGGAAGUUGUGCACAAGAUACAGUCUUACCUCGCAAGGAAUCAGAUUCAAGAGACCUUGCCCAAGGAGAGAUGCCGGUUACAGCCAGACAGUACAGCCAGCUCUUCUGCACAGGCACUGAAGGAUGCAUCCCAGUCUCUGCAUAAGUGCAUUGAAAUGCUGAGCUCUGUUCAAGAUGUGGAAGUUAAAGCAGACAUCCUGUGGGCAGAGGAGACCAUCAAGGAUGCAAGCCUUUCAAUCAGUGUUUUGCCUAUUUUGUAUGAGGCAGGAAACCCUGUGCACCAGAACAGCAAGCUUCAGCACAAGCUGGAGAGUCUCAUUGAAGAAGUCUCUCAGACUUGCAGCAGUGAAAUCCAGACCAUCAUGCAUGCCUCAUUGGUUGCCACUCAGAGUUUGUGUCCCAAACUCAUGCAGAAAAAUGACUUUCAGGACCACCUGAUCGCCAGCGUGCCAAAGAAGAUGCUCCUUGACCAGCUUUUGACUGACAUGUACAGCAGGCUCACGGAGAUCCAGCAGUCAGUCACUGAGGCCAUGGUCAAUGGUAUUGCUGAUAAAAUUUUGGAGGAGUUAGCCACCGUUCAAGGCAAGCUGGCAAAACACCUCUCAAAACUAGCCCAGGAGCCACAGGUGACGAAUGCUGCAGACUGGAACACUUUUCAGCAGCGGCACAGAAGCCUGUGGGAUGUUGUUGAAAAGGACUUCCAAAAGGAGGAGUACAAGAUGGCUGCCCAAUGGAAGCACAGCUGUUACACAAGCAUUCUCCCAACUCUUGGACUAAAUGGUCUAUCGGAACUCGAUUUUAAGGUAGAGGCAGAAGAUAACAAGAUUGGGGCUCCCCAGGCUGAGCUGUCACUCAGCCGUGCCUCCGUGAAGUCACGCCCUGCCUCCACAAAGGAUGCUGAAGCUGGGAGCAGGCUGCUUCCUUGCACAGAGCCUGCAUCCGCACAAUCCCUUAUGGACCUGCCGACUGCAGGAGAGAAAUUGGAGCAUUAUACCCGAGACAGGCCCAGGCCCAACCGCAGGAACAGGCAGCCCCCCAGCAAGCCAAAUGUGCAGCCUCCUGUGCGUGAGAAUGAUGAAGACAGAAGCAUCGCUAGGCUGGAUGAAGGGCUAGAUGAGUUUUUCACAAAGAAGGUGAUUCAUGAGCAUUUACAGCCUGCAUCAUUGGAAUCCUGCCUGGCAGAAGCCACGCCAACACCAUCUGGUUCUCGGACCUUGAAAAAGAAAAUUGGACACUUCUUUGCCUUCAAGAAGCCGAAGUCAAGCCGGGGUUCCAGGCCAGAGAAAGAGCCCGAGGGUAGUCCCUCAGCAACAAGGGGCAGGAAGUUGAUGCUUAGUGACAUUUUAAGGGCCCCCAGCAAAGCCAGCGAGCCAACUAAAGCACUAAGCAAGUCUGAGGAAGGAGGGCUGGCUUUGGAGAGCAGAGGUUACCUGGAGCAAAGCCAAACUCCAGACAGUGCUCGAAGGGCCAGGCCAAAAUACUCCAGGGAGGGGAAGUCCCAGUCCCUGAUUCUUCUGUCAGGCGAAGAUGAAGAGGGUCUUGGUGUGAGACAUGAGAAGAAGAGGCCUUUUGAGAAGAGUGAUGGGGAACUGCCCAGCUCCUUUGAACAACGUGUCCAUGUCAUGCUGCAUCGGAUUGGUGUCACUAAGGUGUUAUCCACUGAAGGUAAAAAGAAACAGAGCAAAGAUGGGGAGAUUAAGAAAGCUGGUUCUGAUGGGGAUAUUGUGGACAGUUCAGCGGAAUCUCCUCCUUGCCCCUUGAAAUCACGCACACACUCCAUGUCCACAGAUCCCUCCGUGCGGCUAGGUCCUGCUGAUGCUGCUGGCAGAACAGGUACAGAACCCAGUGGAGGAUCCAGUGAGGGGAGACUAUCCUGGAAAGCUCUUGGGAAGCAACUAAAUGUAGAGCUCAAGGGCAAGUGUUCAGAACUCAGCUCUUCGCCAAGAAGAGCUUUUGCCGUACAAGAGCCAGCCAGCCCAAGAGAGCAGAAAGCAAAAGAGAGCUGGAGCAGUAGUUUGCCCAGGAUUGGGAGAAGCACAGCAGGCCCUCUUCCUAUGCGGAGGACUAGCAAUGCUGGAGAAGGACGAGCAUUUGCCGAGCUACAGAAUUCAUAUGCUGACGUAAACGUGAUUGCUGGAGACAAUCAACUCAAACCCAAAUCUCGUCUGAAGCCUGUGGCAAACCGGAGGGCCAUGUCUGUUCACGAAGAACAGCUCAGGGACCAGGCCUGUGCAGCAGAGCUGCACCAUGCAAAGCUUCCUCUUUGUCUGCAGCGCUCCCCAAUUGUGAAAUGGAAGAUUAAGCCCAAGUCCUUGUUGGAGCCCGGGACAUCGACACCAUCUGACUCACCAAGCACUCCACGCCAAGGAAGGAACAAGGAACCCACAGAGGCAAAGCCAAAAGCAGAAAUUGAAGAAGAGUUGCAACAAGCUCUGGAACAAACUCUAGAGAACGCACAAAAUACAGCCCUAGACCAAAGAACUGCUGUGCCACUCUCCAAGUCACCAACACAAGAGCACUGAGUUAGUGGCUGGUGAUUCUGCAUGAUGGCAGCUCACACAAAUGAGCACAGAAGACAGGCUUAUAACUUGAAGCAGCAGAACAGCCAUCUGAGGAGGUGCAAGCGAUUCAGCACAGGGCCAAGCAAGCCCCAUCAUGGCUCCUUGGUUGGUAGAGCUGGUGUUUCCAGUGAGAUAAAGUGACGUCAAAACUCUUGCACGUUUGGGUUGUCCCCUUUUCACCUUUCACCCUUGUAUACUCUCAUGUAAGUGCCCAGUGUUCUAAUGGUUCACAUAGGAAAAGCCAAAUGCUGAGUAUGCAGGAAACCGGCUAUUUCCAGCAACAGUUAUACAGCUGGCAGCUGGUGCAGAUGCAAAAAUGUGUAGUGCCAGAAACUGAGAACCACCAGCAGGAGGGUUGGGUGGGGGGCUAUUUUAUAUACACUAAACUUGCCUGCCUUGCAUUGUACUUUCCAGGAGUGUGAAAUUUGGACAGCUUGGGGUUUGCAGAAAAGGUUAAAAGCGCCACAAAGCCAGGUUGGUCUGUCUCACAUUGACAAUCUUGCUCCGUCCUUUAGCCUGCAUCAUUUCUGUUCCUAGGAUUCCACUUCUGCCAUAUCUUUCUAUAGCCUUCGUAUUGCCUAGGGGAAAAAACUCUAUUCUAGGCAAAUAUCUAUUGGCAUCAGUUAGGUGUUUGGCAUGAAUGAGGCAUAAGGGGAGGGUGUGAUUUGGCAGCUUUCAGCAAGUUAUAACUAAUAAAGAAGUUUCAGCUCCUCUGUUCCACAAUUAAAUGAGGAUGAUAACUCAAAUCAGCAGAA
Podarcis raffonei (Aeolian wall lizard) is the source of this 5352-nucleotide messenger RNA. It is a transcript of the gene CARMIL2, whose product is annotated as capping protein regulator and myosin 1 linker 2. The record is from RefSeq and is a predicted model, not a curated record. The transcript has 40 exons. The coding region runs from base 86 to 4558 and encodes 1490 amino acids. Gene Ontology annotation, biological process: cell migration; regulation of Arp2/3 complex-mediated actin nucleation. Lineage: Eukaryota; Metazoa; Chordata; Lepidosauria; Squamata; Lacertidae. Gene Ontology annotation, molecular function: protein binding. Gene Ontology annotation, cellular component: lamellipodium; plasma membrane.